Molecule: messenger RNA, 3231 nt
Organism: Conger conger (European conger)
Lineage: Eukaryota; Metazoa; Chordata; Actinopteri; Anguilliformes; Congridae
Gene: ide
Product: insulin-degrading enzyme
Exons: 25
Coding region: 67-3114 (1015 amino acids)
Biological process (GO): peptide catabolic process
Cellular component (GO): cytosol; mitochondrion; peroxisomal matrix
Molecular function (GO): metalloendopeptidase activity; metal ion binding
Source: RefSeq, a predicted model, not a curated record
AUCUGUUGCUUUUGUCUUAUAAAAUCAUGGCGCUGCAGGUUUUUUUUUGUUGUCGGGGGCAGAAGUAUGCAGCAAUGUGUUAGUCGAACGGCCCAGUUUAACAGGUAUCUCCCAAUUCUCAGAAAAAGUGCAUAUUUUCAUCAAAGCUUGGGACUCGCCACGGCCCGGCACCUCAACAUGACCGACCCUGCAGUGAAGAGGGUGGUGAGCGAAAUCGUCCGCUCCCCGGAGGACAAGCGGCUCUACCGGGGGCUGGAGUUCACCAACGGCCUGAAGGCCAUCCUCAUCAGCGACCCGACCACCGACAAAUCCUCCGCAGCACUCGAUGUCCAAAUAGGCUCCCUCUCAGACCCCUCCAACAUCUCGGGGCUGGCGCACUUCUGCGAGCACAUGCUGUUCCUGGGCACGGUGAAGUACCCCAAGGAGAACGAGUACAGCCAGUUCCUGAGCGAGCACGCUGGCAGCUCCAACGCCUUCACCAGCGGCGAGCACACCAACUACUACUUCGACGUGUCCCACGAGCACCUGCAGGGGGCGCUGGACAGGUUUGCGCAGUUCUUCCUCUGCCCGCUGUUCGAUGAGAGCUGCAAGGACCGGGAGGUGAACGCGGUGGACUCGGAGCACAAGAAGAACGUGAUGAACGACGCCUGGAGGCUGUUCCAGCUGGAGAAGGCCACCGGGAACCCCAAUCACCCCUUCAGCAAGUUCGGCACAGGGAACAAGGUGACGUUGGAGACAAGGCCAACCGAAGAGGGGAUUGAUGUCCGUCAGGAGCUGCUGGAGUUUCACUCCACGUACUACUCCUCAAACCUGAUGGGGCUGUGUGUACUGGGCAGAGAGACCCUGGACGAGCUGACCGACAUGGUGGUCAAUCUGUUUGGUGAAGUGGAGAAUAAGAAUGUCCCUGUCCCAGAAUUCCCUGAGCACCCCUUCCAGGAAGAGCAUCUCCGGCAAUUCUACAAGGUGGUGCCCAUAAAGGACAUCAGAAAUCUGUACGUCACCUUCCCCAUCCCCGACCUGCAGAAGUACUACAAGUGCAACCCAGGCCACUAUGUGGGCCACCUGAUUGGGCAUGAGGGCCCAGGAAGCCUGCUGUCUGAACUGAAGGCCAAAGGUUGGGUGAACACACUGGUGGGAGGUCAGAAAGAGGGCGCUCGAGGCUUCAUGUUCUUCAUCAUCAAUGUGGACCUGACUGAGGAAGGACUCUUGCACGUUGAGGACAUCAUCUUCCACAUGUUCCAGUACAUCCAGAAACUGCGCACUGAGGGACCUCAGGAGUGGGUCUUUCAGGAGUGCAAGGACUUGAACACAGUGGCCUUCAGAUUUAAGGACAAGGAGAGACCUCGCGGAUACACCUCUAAAGUAGCCGGCUUGCUGCACUACUACCCCCUGGAGGAGGUGUUGGCAGCGGAGUAUCUUCUGGAGGACUUCAGGCCCGAUUUGAUCGAGAUGGUGCUGGACAAACUGAGGCCAGAGCAUGUGAGAGUUGCGGUCGUCUCAAAGUCGUUUGAAGGGCAGACGGAUCGGACAGAAGAGUGGUACGGCACGCAGUACAAACAGGAGGCCAUUUCUGAUGAGUCCAUCAAGAAAUGGGGGAACGCGGACCUGAACGGCAAGUUUAAACUGCCCAUGAAGAAUGAGUUCAUCCCCAGCGACUUUGACAUAUACCCUCUGGAGAAAGACUCUCCAUCCUUCCCCACCCUCAUAAAGGACACGGCCAUGAGCAAAGUGUGGUUCAAACAGGAUGACAAGUUCUUCCUUCCCAAGGCCUGCCUGAACUUUGAGUUCUUCAGCCCCUUUGCGUACGUGGACCCGUUGCAUUGUAACAUGGCUUAUUUGUAUCUUGAGCUGCUCAAGGACUCCCUGAACGAGUAUGCAUAUGCAGCCGAACUAGCCGGCUUGAACUAUGACCUGCAAAAUACCAUCUAUGGGAUGUAUAUGUCCGUGAAGGGCUAUAACGACAAGCAGCACAUUCUGCUCAAGAAGAUCAUCGAGAAGAUGGCCACCUUCGAGAUCGACGAGAAACGCUUCGACAUAAUCAAGGAGGCGUAUAUGAGAUCUCUGAAUAACUUCAGGGCAGAGCAGCCUCACCAGCACGCCAUGUAUUACCUGCGGCUCCUCAUGACCGAGGUGGCCUGGACGAAAGACGAGCUGAAGGAAGCGCUGGAAGAUGUCACACUCACUCGCCUCAAGGCCUUCAUACCUCAGCUGUUGUCACGGUUACACAUUGAAGCCCUUAUCCACGGCAAUAUCACCAAACAGUCCGCUCUGAGCAUGAUGCAGAUGGUCGAGGACACGCUCAUCGAGCACGCUCACACCAAGCCCCUCCUCCCAAGCCAGCUCAUUCGCUACAGGGAAGUGCAGGUUCCUGACGGGGGGUGGUACGUUUACCAGCAGAAGAACGAGGUUCACAACAACUGUGGCAUCGAGAUCUACUACCAAACAGACAUGCAGAACACCCAGAACAACAUGCAGCUGGAGCUCUUCUGCCAGAUCAUCUCUGAGCCCUGCUUCAACACGCUGCGCACCAAGGAGCAGCUGGGGUACAUUGUGUUCAGCGGGCCGCGGCGGGCCAACGGCGUGCAGGGCCUGCGCUUCAUCAUCCAAUCGGAGAAGGCGCCGCACUACCUGGAGUGCCGGGUGGAGGCGUUCCUGUGGACCAUGGAGAAGUGCGUGGAGGAGAUGACGGAGGAGGCCUUCCAGAAGCACGUGCAGGCCCUGGCCAUCCGCCGCCUGGACAAGCCCAAGAAGCUGGCCGCCGAGUGCGCCAAGUACUGGGGCGAGAUCAUCUCCCAGCAGUACAACUUCGACAGGGAUAAUAUUGAAGUAGCAUAUCUGAAGACGUUGACUAAAGAAAAUAUAAUGAAGUUCUUCAGGGACCAGCUGUCUGUAGAGGCUCCUAAGAGACACAAGGUGUCGGUCCAUGUGCUGUCCCGGGAGAUGGAAUCCUGCCCUGUGGUUGGAGAGUUCCCGUGCCAAAAUGAUGUCAACCUCGCCCCCACCCCCUCCUUGCCUCAGCCUACAGUGGUGCAGGACAUGACAGAGUUUAAGAGGAGCCUGCCGCUCUUCCCAUUGGCCAAGCCACACGUCAACUUCAUGGCUGCCAAACUGUGAGAGGCGGAGCCCGGGAUGCACAGCCCCACCCCACUGCAGCUGGACCCAGCAGGAGUCCUGUGUGUGUGUGUGUGUGUGCGGGGAUGUGCAUGUGGGGUGGGGUAUAGUGUGGGGUGU